CUCUCGCCAGCCCGCUUGCCUGCGGGGCUUUCCCGCAUGGUAGCGGGGCUGGGGGCAGCCCUGCAGCGCUGCUCCACCCAGAGCGCGCCCAGCUGUUUCCAUAGGAACCGAGACCGCGCCUGGCCCCUCCAGCAGAGGCCCCCGUGCGAGCAUGCCCAGUGCAAGCCGCUAGUUUGGCUCCAGUCUAGGUUUCCAGUAAGUGGCAUGCGGGACUCCGGAGGGAUCCCAAUGAGCUGAGCUGCCGAGAGCCUUUGUGUGCAGAGGGCGGAGGAGGAGGCAGCUGCGGCCGCUGGGCUGGAGACCCCGCCCGGGAGCCCCCAGUAGGAACAAUGCUAGCCUGCCUGACCCGAGGGAACUUAAUGGACGUCCUGCAGGAGGGCUUCAAUGAGCAACAGCUGCAGGCCUAUGUGGCCUGGGUGAAUGCACAGCUGAAGAAGAGGCCAGCAGUGAAGCCUGUGCAGGACCUGCGACAGGAUCUCCGGGACGGGGUGAUCCUGGCAUAUCUCAUCGAGAUUGUUGCAGGAGAAAAGCUGAGUGGGGUACAGCUCAGUCCCAGUAACCAACAGGAGAUGAAGAAUAAUGUGGAGAAAGUGCUGCAGUUUGUGGCCUCCAAAAAGAUUCGUAUGCACCAGACUUCAGCUAAAGAUAUUGUGGACGGAAACCUGAAGUCUAUCAUGAGGCUGGUCCUUGCCUUGGCAGCUCAUUUCAAACCUGGCUCUAGUAGGACGGUGAACCAAGGACGGGACUCCAGAGCCCCUCUGCAAAGUCACCAACCACACUGUGCCACUGCUGUUGCCCAGGGAGCAGCUGCUGCUCUGGCCGAUGUGUGUCAUGACAUGUCCCGAUCAGGACGGGAUGUCUUUCGAUACAGACAGAGGAACAGCAGCAUGGAUGAGGAAAUUGAGAAUCCAUACUGGAGCGUGCGGGCCCUGGUGCAGCAGUAUGAAGGGCAACAAAGGUCUCCAUCUGAAUCCAGCUGCUCCAGCCUGACUUCACCCAGUCCAAUCCACAGUGCAAAGAGCGAGUCCAUUAUAACCCAGUCAGAAGAGAAGGCAGAUUUUGUGAUUAUUCCCUCUGAAGGAAUAGAGAACAGAACAGAGGAGACAGAUUCUCCAUUAUCUCGUGACUGGCGGCCAGGGAGCCCUGGAACCUAUCUGGAGACCUCAUGGGAAGAACAGCUGUUGGAACAACAAGAAUAUUUGGAAAAAGAAAUGGAGGAAGCAAAGAAGAUGAUAUCAGGACUACAGGCCUUACUCCUCAACGGAUCCUUACCUGAAGAUGAACAGGAGAGGCCCUUGGCCCUCUGUGAACCAGGUGUCAAUCCUGAGGAACAACUGAUUAUAAUCCAAAGUCGUCUGGAUCAGAGUAUGGAGGAGAAUCAGGACUUAAAGAAGGAGCUGCUGAAAUGUAAACAAGAAGCCAGAAACUUACAAGGGAUAAAGGAUGCCUUGCAGCAGAGAUUGACUCAGCAGGACACAUCUGUUCUUCAGCUCAAACAAGAGCUACUGAGGGCAAACAUGGACAAAGAUGAGCUGCACAACCAGAAUAAAGAGCUAGGGCAGAAGGAUCGCCUCCUUCAGCAGCACCAGGCCAAGUUAGAAGAAGCACUCCGGAAACUCUCUGAUGCCAGUUACCACCAGGUGGAUCUAGAGCGAGAGCUAGAACACAAAGAUGUCCUCUUGGCUCACUGUAUGAAAAGAGAGGCUGAUGAGGAAACCAACUACAACAGUCACAGCUCUCAAAGCAAUGGUUUUCUCCUUCCAACGGCAGGAAAAGGAGCUGCUUCAAUCAGCAACAGAGGGACCAGCGACCUGCAGCUUGUUCGAGAUGCUCUCCGCAGCCUGCGCAACAGCUUCAGUGGCCACGAUCCUCAGCAUCACACCAUUGACAGCUUGGAGCAGGGCAUCUCCAGCCUUAUGGAGCGCCUGCACGUUACGGAGACGCAGAAGAAACAAGAAAGAAAGGUUCGGGUCAAGUCACCCAGAACUCAAGUAGGGAGUGAAUACCGGGAGUCCUGGCCCCCUAAUUCAAAGUUGCCUCACUCACAGAGCUCUCCAACUGUCAGCAGCACCUGUACUAAAGUGCUCUAUUUCACUGACCGGUCACUUACGCCCUUCAUGGUCAAUAUACCAAAGAGGUUGGAGGAGGUGACACUAAAGGAUUUUAAAGCAGCUAUUGAUCGGGAAGGGAAUCACCGGUAUCACUUCAAAGCACUAGAUCCUGAGUUUGGCACUGUCAAAGAGGAGAUUUUCCAUGAUGAUGAUGCCAUCCCUGGAUGGGAGGGGAAAAUUGUAGCUUGGGUGGAAGAAGACCAUGGAGAGAAUUAAUGCCAAGUAUCAGAUUGAGGGCUUGUGGAACCUGGUCACUCCCUGGCUGCUUCACUCAGGAAAGGGAACUAAAACCAGAAUACACUAAGAAGUUUCUAGUUUGUACACCCAAACAGAAGCUUUUCCAAGUAUGAUGGCCACAGGUCAGUCCUAUUUCUGUGCCUGGCAUACCUGGUACUUAAAAUUCUGUCCAAAUGUAGACCAUGAGUUCAUCUGGAGUUCCUUGUCCGUGGGAACACAGUGUUUUAUUCUACUCUGAGGACAACAAACCGAAGGCCUUAAACAAUGGGGAUGGAUGAUCCCGCCUCUAUAGGGGCAUGGCUGCUAUUAUCUGGAAACUAGGAAUUGGAUGCAUCACUCCUGCUGUACGUUACAGUAUUAUCUUCACUGGCCUCAAUGGUUGCAGCAAUCAGAGUCCCAGCAUUUGUACUCACAGACAAGGCAAAGGUACCAGCUUUUCUGUUUCUUAGAAGCUACUGCAAACCAAGAAUAACUCAUGAGGUGGUACCAAAGAUGAAAGCCCAGUCUUCAGUAGUCUUUUGAACCAGAUGUGGAUGGUGCUGAAUUGUUGCUUGGAUGGGAAAAGGGCUGCCCAUUUCGUGCUACACUAUGCUAAAACGGUACUUCAGUAAGACCUUCGGCUGCCUCUUCUGUCUUAACUCGUUCUGCAGCUUGUCCUUUUGCCCACAUAGGGCCUAUUUCAUGUACUGUUAGUUUUCUCUGGGGACUCUUAACUUUAGAGCCAUUUCUUUUUCUUCCAACUGAUGAACUUUGUGUUUGAAAGGAAUAAGGAGUGGAAAGCUCCUUAAAAAUCCAGGCGGGUAUGGAAAGGUGCUGCUACCCAUAUCUUUUUUACUUUGUUUCAUGACUUUCCUUAACUCAUGGCAUCUCCUUUGUGGUUAAAAGGAGACAGACCAUUAAUUUCAGCAUUUCUUUGUGGUUUAUAAGUACUGAGCAUGAAGUACUUGUCUGCCCCUCCUGAUUUCAAGGCCAGAGUUAUUUUCUAUUUAUGUAUUUAGUCUAGGCUGAGCCUUUAGGGUACAAUAGAAACCAUGGGGUGUGGAGCAUGAGUUGUGAAUGGCAGGGAUCAUUCUGGGUGAAAAAACCCAGAAUCAUUUCUCAUGUGCAACACUGUCACGUGAAGAAGCUAACAGUUCAACUACCGAGAUUAUUUGAUAACCUGGGUUUUCUCGUUCAUCCACCAAGCACCAUCAACCAAUCAGCCAUAUUAUUUAUAUAUGUAUUACCAAACACAGUCUGUCUGCCUGUGACCUCCAGUGUACACUGCCAAACACAAGAGUAGGACAGAUCCAUUCUGGAUUCUUGACCUGUCUGUCUCCAAUUCAUCUCCCCUUUUCAGCCAUUUCAACAAACUACUCUUUGGCGCUCUGAGAUGACAUCUUGUUGUUUUACAUAGAUGUGUCUUUUAAAAACAGUUCAUGUUUGGAGAAUUCUUUUGUACUCAUUUGCUUUUUGUCUGAGAACCAUGUCUAUUUUUAUAACUGGAGUGUGAGUUAUAUAUCUUCUCACAUUCUAUAUACUGUAUCCAUUUUCUAGAGAACCCAGUAGCUUUUAUACAGUCUCUUCUUACCACCCCUUGUGGUUUCAGAACAAGCUUUACUUUAUUACAAGUAUACUAAUGACAACUAAUUCCUAUUCCAGUUCUACCUAUUUUAGUUGUGAAGGUAGUUUUGUGUAAUCCAGUUGAUUGCUCCUGCAGCAGAGAGAAGGAGCUCAAAAGACACUUGAUGUCUUUCAUGUAAGUUUACCUGGUCUUUUCCUAUUGAAGGAUUUUUCAUCAGAAAUGACUGAGAAAGUUUGGGAAAGUCAGCCAAAAGAAAGAAUUCAUUACGAAAGCAAACAGAAGAAAACAGUAUAUUCUCACAGUUUUUUCCCAGGAAGUCUGGAGAAAAAGUCCUCAUGUCACCAAUUUCUCUUUUGCAUGAAUUUUAGUGUUUUGCUAUAAGACAGCAUGAGGGCUAUCAGGCCAAAAUUCAUUAUUGUAUUUCUAAUACAAUUUGUCUUGAAUGUCUGUCUCUUAAAACAGUUUUUACUUGUCACUUUUCUUUCAGCAAACAGUCUAUUAUGUGGAAUUUAACUUUUCAGAGAAAAUUUCCAAAGUCCUCUACCGUAUUUGGCUUUUAUCUCUGUCUUUUGGAAAGGAGCUGCAUGGCCUCAGUGCCUCCAUAAAAAGCUAAGUUUGCGUUCACAAGAGAACAUAAGAUCGUUUUUUUUCCCUUUAACUCAGUAAUCUCACGUACCACAGGACCAAGCAUCUCUGCUAGAGGAUGUACCUCUCAUAACUCCUGUGUAAAAUAUGUUGGUGAUCGUCAUUCCAGUUUCCAAAGCGAGAGGAGCCUUCUGAGCAGAAGUAUGCAAGACUGAUUUUGUUGGGAAAAGUUUCUUACUUGGCUGCAUUCUAGGAGGCCUCCUGACUUGUUCAUGGUAUUGUCCCCUGGUGGCAUUGGUGUGGGGUAGUUAGUCCUGCUACUUGCUAAAGUUUCCUUUGAGAAAACUGAGGAACCAGAAAGUUUAGAGUUCAUAAAAUAAUCUCUAAACCAUGUUAGGUUAAAACAAAAUGACCAUCUCACAAAAAUAAGUGUAGUUUACAAAAUCUUCAUUUAAGGCUGGGUGUGGUGGCUCAUGCCCGAAAUCCCAGCACUUUGGGAGGCCGAGACAGGAGGACUGCUUGAGCCUAGGAGUUCAAGACCAGCCUGGGCAACAUAGCAAGACUCCGUCUCUACAAAGAAAUUUUAUUAUAAAAGUAGCUGGGCAUGGUGGCACACACCUGUAGUCCCAGCUACUCAGGAGGUCAAGGUGGGAAGAUUGCUUGAGCCCAGGAGUUUGAGGUUGCAGUGAGCUGAUUAUGCCACUGCACUCCAGCCCAGGUGACAGAGCAGGACCCCAUCUCUUAAAAAAAAAAAAAAAAGUCAUUUAAAAACUGAAGACUGCUCAGUUCCCUAGAUUAGCUGGGGGGACUGCAACACUUCACAAUGUUUACAUUUUUAAAUUUGAAGAAUUUGUUUUAAACUUACUUGGUAAUGGCAAUUCUACUUACCAACUUUUCAGCUCUUUUUGACCAGGAUAGUUGCAAAUUAGGGAAAAUAUCUUUAUACUCUACAUCCAAUCCAAGAGGACUCUAAUUACUAAAAAGCAUUUAGGUCCUAAUAAUUUUCACUGUUUUCAUAAAAUAAGCAUUAUGAUUGCACACUCCUUCUACUGUCUGAAUUUAUGUAAGAGGUAUAGCUUGCUUAAAAUACAUAUAUAUGUAAAAUUAUAUUUUCUUAGAAACAUGGAUGUUUGCAACCAUUGCUUUCAAAGAGAUUAUUACUGUGUAUUCUCCCUGUUUUACAAUAUGUUUUCAUGGAGACUAUGUUAUACUACAGGCUUCUGAUUAUCAAAGCGAUAACCAGUUUUAACCGCCGGUAUGUACCAGAUUUGUGAACUAAUUAAAAAAAACCCUCAAACUAUGAAUAAAAUGGAGUUUGCAAACUAAAUAUCAUUAAUGAUUUUCACUUGCGUUUAUUGAUGAGAUUAAUCAAUAAAGCCAUUUGUAUUUAGU
Cebus imitator (Panamanian white-faced capuchin) is the source of this 5889-nucleotide messenger RNA. RefSeq names its product DIX domain containing 1 (gene DIXDC1). NCBI's taxonomy places the organism in Eukaryota, Metazoa, Chordata, Mammalia, Primates, Cebidae. Gene Ontology annotation, biological process: canonical Wnt signaling pathway. The record is from RefSeq and is a predicted model, not a curated record. Gene Ontology annotation, cellular component: cytosol. Bases 330 to 2327 code for a protein of 665 amino acids. The transcript has 19 exons. Gene Ontology annotation, molecular function: protein binding.